Molecule: messenger RNA, 891 nt
Organism: Pseudocercospora fijiensis CIRAD86
Lineage: Eukaryota; Fungi; Ascomycota; Dothideomycetes; Mycosphaerellales; Mycosphaerellaceae
Exons: 3
Coding region: 1-891 (296 amino acids)
Biological process (GO): oxaloacetate transport; thiosulfate transport; succinate transmembrane transport
Cellular component (GO): mitochondrial membrane
Molecular function (GO): oxaloacetate transmembrane transporter activity; antiporter activity; succinate transmembrane transporter activity
Source: RefSeq, a predicted model, not a curated record
AUGUCUGCAACAUCCAAAAGUCAGGAUGUCAAAGCAAUCCACUAUCCGCUGUGGUUCGGCGGCAGCGCAAGCUGUUUGGCCGCCUGCGUGACGCAUCCAUUGGAUCUUUGUAAGCUGCAGAUGCAAAAGAGCGAUGGACCUAAGAAGGGCAUGGUUGGCAUGUUUACACAUAUUGUAAAGAGCGAUGGUGUCCCGGGUCUCUACCGUGGACUCACAGCAGCGCUUUUGCGCCAGAUCACCUACAGCACGACACGAUUUGGAGUCUAUGAAGAGCUGAAAAACAGGUUUGGCGGCGGCGGCGGCGGUGGCCAGCCAUCCUUUGGUGCACUCGUAGCGAUGGCCUCCACAUCAGGCUUUCUAGGUGGUGUUGCAGGAAACCCAGCAGACAUCCUGAACGUGCGAAUGCAGAACGACGCAGCCCUUCCCGCAGCCGAGCGACGCAAUUAUAAACAUGCCUUCGACGGCUUGUUCAGAAUUAUUCGCGAAGAAGGAUUUCAAAGUCUCUUCCGAGGAGUAUGGCCCAACAGCACGCGUGCAGUGCUCAUGACAGCGUCGCAGCUGGCAAGUUACGAUGUAUUCAAGAGGCAGCUAUUGGAGUUGACAAGUAUGGGUGAUACCUUGACAACCCACUUCACAGCUUCAUUGAUGUCUGGAUUUGUCGCAACGACGGUCUGCAGUCCCGUCGAUGUGAUCAAGACCAGAGUCAUGGGCGCCAGCGCGAAAGAGAGUAUAAUAAGUUUGGUGACGAAGAUCACUGCAAGUGAAGGCAUAAUGUGGGUAUUCAAAGGUUGGGUCCCGAGUUUCAUUCGUCUGGGACCACAUACGGUUGCCACCUUCCUCUUCUUGGAGCAGCACAAGAAGAUUUAUAGGAAGUACUAUGGUUAUGAAUAG